This is a messenger RNA of Oncorhynchus nerka (sockeye salmon), 933 nucleotides long. RefSeq lists its product as uncharacterized. The transcript has a single exon. The coding region runs from base 1 to 933 and encodes 310 amino acids. Lineage: Eukaryota; Metazoa; Chordata; Actinopteri; Salmoniformes; Salmonidae. The record is from RefSeq and is a predicted model, not a curated record.
AUGCCCCAAGACCCUCCUCCAUGCCCUGGGACCCUCAUCCAUGCCCCAAGACCCUCCUCCAUGCCCCAAGACUAUCCUCCAUGCACCAAGAACCUCCUCCAUGCCCCGAGACUAUCCUCCAUGCCCCAAGACCCUCCUUCAUGCCCGAGACCCUCCUACAUGCCCCAAGACCCUCCUCCAUGCCCCGAGACACUCCUCCAUGCCCCAAGACCCUCCUCCAUGCCCCAAGACCCUCCUCCAUUUCCUGAGACCCUCAUCCAUGCCCCAAGACCCUCCUCCAUGCCCCUGGACCCUACUCCAUGCACCAAGACUAUCCUCCAUGCACCAAGACCCUCCUCCAUGCCCUGGGACACUCCUCCAUGCCCUGGGCCCCUCCUCCAUGUCCCAAGACCCUCCUCCAUGCCCCGGGACACUCCUCCAUGCACCAAGACCCUCCUCCAUGCACCAAGACUAUCCUCCAUGCACCAGGACCCUCCUCCAUGCCCUGGGACGCUCCUCCAUGCCCCGAGACUAUCCUCCAUGACCCAAGACCCUCCUCCAAGCCCUGGGACCCUCCUCCAUGCCCCAAGACCCUCCUCCAUGCCCCGAGACUAUCCUCCAUGCACCAAGACCCUCCUCCAUGCACCAAGACUAUCCUCCAUGCACCAAGUACCUCCUCCAUGCCCUGGGACGCUCCUCCAUGCCCCGAGACUAUCCUCCAUGCCCCAAGACCCUCCUCCAUGCCCCAAGACUAUCCACCAUGCCCCAGACCCUCCUCCAUGCACCAAGACCCUCCUCCAGGCCCCAAGACCCUCCUCCAUGCCCCGAGACCCUCCUCCAUGCCCCGAGACCCUCCUCCAUGCCCCAAGACCCUCCUCCAUGCCCCGAGACCCUCCUCCAUUCCCCAACACCCUCCUCACACAAACACUCAACACCAACAAUACUCACACUUGA